This is a messenger RNA of Mesoplodon densirostris (Blainville's beaked whale), 7834 nucleotides long. RefSeq names its product forkhead box N3 (gene FOXN3). Lineage: Eukaryota; Metazoa; Chordata; Mammalia; Artiodactyla; Ziphiidae. Gene Ontology annotation, molecular function: DNA-binding transcription factor activity; cis-regulatory region sequence-specific DNA binding. The record is from RefSeq and is a predicted model, not a curated record. The coding region runs from base 159 to 1625 and encodes 488 amino acids. Gene Ontology annotation, biological process: regulation of DNA-templated transcription. Gene Ontology annotation, cellular component: nucleus. The transcript has 7 exons.
GCCCGCCGCCCCGGGCUCGCCGCGCCGCGUCCGCGCGUCCUUAGCCGGGCCACCAAGCGAUGCCCGCUGGGCGCCUGCGAAAGUUUGUCGGCUCCCGCUGAAGGGCAGCGGCGCCCCCGCGUCCCCGCGACCCGCUCCGGCCAGGAGCCUUCACGUAAAUGGGUCCAGUCAUGCCUCCCAGUAAGAAGCCAGAAAGCUCAGGAAUUAGUGUCUCCAGUGGGCUGAGUCAGUGUUACCGGGGCAGCGGUUUCUCCAAGGCCCUUCAGGAAGACGAUGACCUCGACUUUUCUCUGCCUGACAUCCGAUUAGAAGAGGGGGCCAUGGAAGAUGAAGAGCUGACCAACCUGAACUGGCUGCACGAGAGCAAGAACCUGCUGAAGAGCUUCGGGGACUCUGUCCUGCGGAGCGUCAGCCCCGUCCAGGACCUGGACGAUGACACGCCCCCAUCCCCCGCCCACUCGGACAUGCCCUACGAUGCCAGGCAGAACCCCAACUGCAAGCCCCCUUACUCCUUCAGCUGCCUCAUAUUUAUGGCCAUCGAGGACUCUCCAACCAAGCGCCUGCCGGUAAAGGAUAUCUACAACUGGAUCUUGGAACAUUUUCCGUAUUUUGCAAACGCACCUACUGGGUGGAAAAACUCAGUGAGACAUAAUUUGUCCUUGAAUAAGUGUUUUAAGAAAGUGGACAAAGAGAGGAGUCAGAGUAUCGGGAAAGGGUCAUUGUGGUGCAUAGACCCAGAGUAUAGACAAAAUCUAAUUCAGGCUUUGAAAAAGACACCUUAUCACCCACACUCGAAUGUGUUCAAUACACCUCCCGCCUCUCCUCAGGCAUAUCAAAGCACAUCAGGUCCACCCCUCUGGCCGGGCAGCACCUUCUUCAAGAGAAAUGGAGCCCUUCUACAAGAUCCUGACAUUGAUGCUGCCAGUGCCAUGAUGCUUUUGAAUACUCCCCCUGAGAUACAAGCAGGUUUUCCUCCAGGAGUGAUACAAAACGGAACGCGGGUUCUGAGCCGAGGCCUGUUUCCCGGAGUCCGGCCGCUGCCAAUCUCUCCCAUUGGAAUGACAGCAGCCGUGAGGAAUGGCCUCACCAGCUGCCGGAUGCGGACUGAGAGCGAGCCGUCGUGUGGCUCCCCGGUGGUCAGUGGAGACCCCAAGGAGGAUCACAACUACAGCAGUGCCAAGUCCUCCAACGCCAGGAGCACCUCGCCCGCCAGCGACUCUGUCUCCUCCUCCUCGGCCGACGACCACUACGAGUUUGCCACCAAGGGGAGCCAGGAGGGCAGCGAGGGCAGCGAGGGCAGCUUCCAGAGCCACGAGAGCCACAGCGAGGCGGAGGAGGAUGACAGGAAACGCAGCCCGAAGGAGGCCAAGGAUGCUCUGGGGGACAGCGGCUACGCGUCCCAGCACAAGAAGCGCCAGCACCUCGCCAAGGCAAGGAAGGUCCCCAGCGACACGCUGCCCCUCAAAAAGAGACGCACGGAAAAGCCCCCCGAAAGCGAUGACGAGGAGAUGAAAGAGGCGGCGGGGUCGCUCCUGCACUUGGCGGGGAUUCGGUCCUGUUUGAAUAACAUCACCAAUCGGACGGCAAAGGGGCAGAAAGAACAAAAGGAAACCACAAAAAAUUAAAAACAAGUCACUGAUUUGUUUUGAACUUACGGCCAUUUGGUUUCAGCAUGUCAGGAGAUUUCUAAUGAUUUGUGGCAAUAUCAACAAUUUAUUAUUCUUUUUUCUUUUUUUUUUUUUUUGGUUUGGUUUUCUUUCUUUCUUUUUUUUUUUUUAAUUUGCCCCCCUCCUUUGUUUUGGACCCUUAAGAAUUUUAUGUUUAAAGGAGAUUGAAGCCAUAGAACUCAUAUUGACACUCAGCUGUUUUACAAAAGCUUUUCAUUAUCUGAAGACAAAACCGAAAAAGCCAAAAUUACCAUUGCUUCCUCCAGCUUGUCAGAAACCCGUGGCUGAAUCCACAGGGAUGGCAACGAUAAUGCCACGGGGAUACACAUCUGGCGCUUAGAAGGCACGUGUGCAAAGUAACCAUCGAUCAGGCCCAACCUUUAGGUUUAAAAGGUCAGGAUGUGCACCCAGUCGGGUUUGCUGAGUGAAUGCACAUAAGGCAACCGAGGAGAAGGAAGGACCCCUGGUCCCCCUAGGAGCAGACCCAAGCUCGUGGCGCUGGGCAUCAAACUGUGCCAGGAGAACCCUUGGCAUUGCCCCAAGCGUGCGAUGCAGGGAUGGGGAGGCGGUCACCAGUCCUCUGUGCUUCUUAACCGUGAAGCCUAGUAGCAUCUUCCGGGGUGGACACUGGACCAUUCAUGUUCAACAGGUGUCAGUGACUCAUGAGAAGAAACUGGGUCAGUUUUUAGUGAUGUUGCUAAUCAUUGAAUUCUGUUCUACAUUAAAUGAAGAGAAGGUUCCACAAGCCAUAAGCCUGAAGGUUGGUCCUGCACACACGCGCAUGCACACACACACACACCACACACACACACACACACACACACACAGGAGAGAAAAAGAAAAAAACUGAUGCAAAAAACAAGUUAUGUCUUCUUAACUGCCCAAGUGAGAAUCAAGUUCCAAAAAAUUACAGUAGCUGUUAACAAAGGAAAUCAUGGUACAAAUCUUUUUCUGUCUGUCAAAACCAUUUGAUCCAAGUGAAAACAAAACAAAACAAAAAGCUACAGAACCUGCCAUUAGUAUUGUGGUGUAUUUUUAAAAGAUGCAAGGCACAUUGAUGGACAAACUAAAGUAAAACAUGGCAAAAAAGAAAGGAAAACAAAUUCCUAUACUGCCCUCAAAAUGGAGUUUGCAAUUAAUGUCAGUCAAGAUUCAUCUUUGCGAAAAUCAAUGAUUUCCACAUUCAGCCAGUGUAGCCAGCAGAAAUUUCUGAUCCACAAUGCAUGGAAUUCCUUUGAAAAAAGAAAAAAAAAAAGAAAAAAAAAUCACAAAAACACAAACUUUUUUUAUUCAAAAAUAAAGUUCUUGUAAGGUAAACAAUGUAUUUAGCAUGAAGCAUGAAUUAUUUUCAUAUAAAUAUAGAAAAUAGAGAAAAGGCUAUGCCUCUAAUUUUUAAGCCCUUAGGCUUAGAGGUUCUUUUGGUUUUCUUCUUUUUUUCCUUUUAUUUUCCUUCCUUUAAUUUUUUUCGUUGUUUUUUUCCCCCCUUUUUUCCAAUUAUUUUGUUUUUGUUUUUUGAAGCAGGUGUUUAAGGUUUAACCUUCUUCAGGGACAAAUUCUGACUGUUGGGGAGCUUACUCUGCAAUACAAAAUCUCUUCAUGUUCUAGUAGGGCCUGGAUGGUGGAGCUCUGCACUGCCUUGUCUGCACUUCAGCCCCGACCCCCUCUGAUUCUCUGUUGAAAAGUGUGUCCUUUCUCUUUGUCUGUACAUGUUUACCAUGACGCAAUAAUUUGAGGGCAAACUUAGUAGUGAGUGUGUAUGAUAGAAUCAAGAGAAUUAUGGGACGCUGACUUGAGAAAACCAUGACCAUGAUUUGGUUUCGAGGAAAAAGGCAGUGAAUAAUUAUGCAAAUUCACCAGGAGAAGGGGAAACACACUAAUGGGCCUUAUUGGAUGAGGGUGUGAGUUAGGGUACACGUGAAGGAGGAAGUGACACGGGUGUUGGAAGGACCAGCCCCAGAUGUUUUCCCGUGACGCCAUCUCAUGGUGGGAAGGAGGGGCUGGCCGUCUCUACCACCUGGGCACACGAACCAACCUGGAAUGAAGCCCACCUAGAUUGUGAGCGCUGAAUCUAGACAACCAGAUGAUGCCACGCAGACCAGAAACUCCUGUUAUCUUUGCCUAAAAGAAAUGAUUUGGGGAGAUCCAGAGAACCCUCUAAAAGAAUUAGAUCUUCCACCCACAUGGAAGGGAAUUUUAAAACAUGAACAAAAAUGCCCACUCCCAUGGCUCAAGAUAUGAUGGUGAGGGAGAGGGAGAGAACUGGGGUGAUCUUGAUUUUUAAAAUAGGACAGGGUGGGCCAUUGUGGAGCCCAUCUGCCAGAACCAGGCACUGUCAGAAGCUCCAUCAGCCAGGAUGGUGGAAAUUAACUGGUGCAUUAUCUUCCUCUGGGUUGCUGGUGAGAGAACCUGAGGGGGGAAAAAAAAAAGAUCUACACCCCUACACAGGUCAGAUUCAUUACCUGAACCUGAAAACUUGCAGCACACUUGUUCAGGGUGUUGAUGGGAAUAAGGAUGUCUUUUUGAAGUGCUCCGUUCCCUCUGUCUCCCCAAACAUCUGACACCCCAAAAGCCAUCCACAGCUGUGGAACCUGGGCGACACUUUUUGUGUUGUCACCUGACUGAGCCCACCUCAGUCCCCCACGCUCACCCCACCCCCAAGAUCAAAUUCAGACUUCCCUCCUGAAAGACAGAGGUAAACAUCCAGGACUGUUUCUGGCAGGGGAUUUCUUCCACUUCAAACCCCACCGUGGGCUGUCUCCCCUCAUUUCCUUUUUCUAAAGGAGCAAAGGCCUCUUUUAGAAAAUAAUAAAAUGCAAUGUGUGUGAUUUACUUUUCUGAUCUCUUUGAGAAAUAGAUAAAUAUCUUAUAAAAGUGUGUUCUUAACUCCAGAACCACUCUUUUUGCAUAAAUACCUCAUCGGGCAGCUUUCUAAGUGUUAUUUUUCCUGAGUCUCCCUCAGUCCCUACGUAGGAGCCGCUGGGAGACCUAGGGGAAACUUUAGUGAGGGUACUUUUUUCUAUUUUUCUUCUGUUUUUGGAGGCAUACACAUUAUGCAUAACCAAAACAAUGGCUCAAUUGUGUUUAACUUUGUAUUUUGAUUGUUGAGAAAAAAAAAAAGUAUCGAUGUGUAUGUGGCCGUUUGUAGUGAAUUCAUUGCAGAAUGAGGUUGUCCGUGUCCUUGCCAAGCCAAGGGGCAGGAGGCACCCUCUCUCACCCCCUCCUCCAAGAGCAGUAGAGAAUUUAAGCACAAGCCUAUUUGUGAAAGAAUAUUUUGCUCAAGUGUAAUCACUUUAGUCUUGGAAUUUCUUCCCAAAUGUCAGGUGUUCUUUUAGCUUCCAAACUAGCCUAUGUACGCAUUAGUCUGACAACAAUUGCCUGAGCACCGUUCAAGGGGUGUGGUGUUUUUGCUUUCAUUUCUCCUGCCGGGAGAAGUGGCGUUUCACGUGUCAUUCCAGUAUCUCACAUACUCACGUGGGGCAGGGGGGAGGGGAAAAUGGGGAACUAUAGCAAUAUUUGAAGAUGCUUUUGGAAAACAAACGUGAACACAUCCGUCGGCACCAUGACAUCUACAGUUACUUGCUGUUGGUCCUCGGAUACAUUUAAGAGAAAGAGAUCGUAAGCUCUUUUUUCUUAAAUGAUAUACACGUAGACAGUUAUUUUUAUGCUUCUACCGUUGUCUUUUAUCUUUACCUAGUAUUAUGUGGAAAAGGUUUGCAUCAUAGAUUUUCCCCAGCCUUAUGAUAUACCCUAAGCUCCUACUUCCCUUCCCCCUCUCUAAGCAGUAUAUAUACGUUCAAGAGUUCUUUGGUAAAACUGUCUAUCUGAAACUAAAAUGAACCCAACCCACAUCGAGAUGGUGGUGUGAGAAAACCCUGGCCAAGACAACUGUAGCAGGUUUUAGUCUUGGGGCUGAGUUUUUAGAAGGGAUGUGUGGGAGGCUCUUCCUGAGAGCUGAUUUUCAGCGUGUCUAGCCCUUGCUAGGCAUAGCUGUGAAUACCACGGGGCCACUGGAGAAGGCCAUCGCACUGAAAGGUGGUCUCACCCGGGACGGCUUCAGGCUGUGGGCUCUGUAGAGUGAAAACCGUCCAGAUGGCUUUUGUGCCCAACUCAGUCCUGGGACGUGGCAGGACUGCUGGGCAUCGAGCGCUACCAGUUCCUCCUUUCAGUGACCGCCACUCCACGUGUGUGGGCCCUUGGCCUCUGUCAUCAAAGGGCUCUCGGAGGAGGAAUCAGAGUUAUGUACAAGUGACCUACAUGGGAGGGUUUUCCAUAUGGGAUUGGAUUCAACUCAAUGUGACUUCUCUUUCCCUUUUAAACUUGAUUCAGGUUGGGACUCGUUUCUUUCUGGUGGAUCACAGCUGCCCAGAUGUUGCCUUUUUCUUUUUUACGUUUCUGUAGAGUAUUUUUCUUUCAUCUUCAGGAUUUUUUUUUUUUUGCCACCAAAAGAACGCAUUUGAACUCCGUGUCCCCUCUUGAUUGUGACUUAACCAGUGUUGACAGUUAAAUCCUUUGUGUCGUAGGUCCCAGCUCGAAUACUAUAUCAAACACUGUUAUGCACAUAAUGCAGCACUGUGAUCUAAUUUAAAUAAUACUUUUUUAUUAUUUAUACUACUAUAUAUAAUAUACAUCAACACUUUUGCUAUAUAACCUAAGUGAUAACCCUCUUUUUAGUUACCUGCCAAAACUCGGGACUUUGGUUUAUAUCGCAGUUAACACAGUUACAAAGUUGUAAUGGUGUCUUUUUUUUCUUUUCUUUGUAACGGAAUGUGUAAAUCAAAGUAUAUACGUUGUGUGGUGUUCCCCCUUCUGGAAUCCCAUGAGGAUUUACACAUGGCAUUCAGUGUUCUGUAUAGUCCCGCCUGCCUUUGUGAAUUCAUCUGUCAACCCCUCUUCCUUUGAGAGAGAGCCAGUGAUGGAGGUAAACUCCUGUUCUCUCUCUCUCUCCCCUACUGGUUAUUCUUGAAUUAAGCACAGACUCAUCAGCUCCGUUGCUUUAUCAUGAAUAUGGCGUGUGACCUUGCAAUUCUUCCACAGUUCAGCAAACAAGUGCUAGCUUCACUGACCAAAAAUUAAGGAAGGAAAAUCCGAUUUUUAAAAUGAUCCAUCUUUUAACAGCCGAAACCAAUGUGUCUAUGGUGCUGCAUUUUGCUGUCUGUCCUACUUUUGAAAUCAGACUUGGGUGAAAGAUCACUUCUGACUUACUGUGACCAUGCUCACAAGUACCCUUCCUGUUCGUUUUGUUAGUGUUGAAAUCAAGACUAUUUAUUUGGAAUAGAUGCAACAGUGUUUUCCACUGUAUUUCAUUUGCAAAAGUUGAGAAUAGCCUUCCCUACUUUUUGCAAAGAGUUAAUGUUCCAUAUUGGAUUCUCAAAGGCUUCGAUAUGGUGAGUCUAUCAAACCUAGAAAUUGUCUUUCAUCCUUUCAUGACUGUGGCCUGAGUUCCCAACCCCUCCCUUUUUUUUUAGAUGAAACUCGUAGCACAAUUUCAGUUAUUUAAACAUUCAGCAUUUCUUGAGUAUGUAUGUUGAGACAUCGACGCUCACAGCUGAUUCAGUAACCAGUUUCCUGCUGUCAUUCACACUCACUACUUAUACUGCCAUGGUAACAAUGUGGAAGAAACAAGUAUCCGUGUGUGUCUGGGAAGCAUUAUACACUUGUACAUUUUUUUAUACUCUGAUUCUGUAACAUUUCUGAGUUCUGCUUUCGUUUUACAGAAAAAUAAAUAACAGUGAUAAAGCAAUCAGAAGACAAGAGGUUUACUCUCAAUACUUAGGGUCAUGUGACCUCUGGCCAAUAGACCUUGAUGGCCAAAUUCAUUUACUAGAGUAAUAAGGUUUCAAAAGCCAAUUUUUUUCGGUAUUUUUUUUUUUUCUGUAUGAAACUGCCAAUAUCAUGAAUAGAAAGGGAGAACCAUAGAGGAGACAGUGAUGUUCAGUUGCAUUUGUGUUACCUAGAGGAGCAGUGUGGAAGCAGGCACAAUCCGCCGAAGUUUAGGGACCUGAUGGUGUUGCUUUGGAGGCAUCCAUACUUGCAUUUCGCAUUCUUCAUAUGUAAUCAUAUUGCCAAAGACAAACUAUUUCAUCAUUUAUUGUAAAUAACACUUUUCCCCAGACCUACCAUAAAGUUUCUGUGAUGUAUUGUCUUCCAGUUGCAAUAAAAAUUACUGA